This is a messenger RNA of Pseudo-nitzschia multistriata, 2307 nucleotides long. Lineage: Eukaryota; Bacillariophyta; Bacillariophyceae; Bacillariales; Bacillariaceae. The record is from the annotation of a GenBank genome assembly.
AAAGAAGAACAACGAAGUGGACAGCCAAAAUUCCUCCCCAUCGAAACCAACACAAGCAUCCGUCGAUCGUUUCUGCCUAUUUCCCCCCAUUGAUCCGAGCAUGUCGCCGAGAAGGUCGUUGUCGAAGAAAUCGACCGUGACGGUCGUCCACCCAAAGAGCGGUCGGUCGAUGGAUCUAUCCGGAGAGGAACUCGAUGAGUUCUGCAGGGGGCACGGUCUCUGUCGUCGUUGCGCCAGGGUAAUUACCCACAAACGAGUGUUCAAGUUGUUUGGAACGAACCAUCCCAAAUGGGAGCCCCUCACGGUACUCAAACCGACGACCGCCGCAGAUGAGUGGAACAACAACGGGGACAACAAAGGGGGUAAUCAGGGGGGAAACCACGGGAACGUCGAGCAAUACAAAAAGAACGAUGAAAUCGACAACGACGAGGAUGAUUCCUAUCUUGUCUACAAGGGUUAUUGCUUGGGCGAGGGCUGUUACACCAUGAAAGAAGCCAGAAGGCUACUGGGAGAAACGGGGGACAAAAAUUCAAGGUACAACAAAGAGAACAGCGGCUGGAGAUCCAGAAUGACCAAAUCGACCCGUUUUAAAAAGAAGAACCCGAAGCGACCAGGGAAGCGCCGCACCAGGACGAAUCCGGAAACCGGUUCCGUGGUCACCAAUGCGGCCUCGUUGUCUUCUCUGAGGUCUUCGUCGUCGUCGAGUAUAGUAACCACGAGCAGUGCCAGCACUAGACACAGCAUCAUUAGCGGAAUGUCGGGCCUUUCUGGAUUUUCGGGGAUGAGCGGCAGUGUGAAGAGCACCAGGCGCAGCGGCCGAUCACGUCGAUCAACACAAAGGUCAAGCAGUAGAUCUUCCUCCGAUGACGACGACGACGAACACAACCGCAAGGAGUUCUCCUCGGAGAAAAAUGCUGUCUCUCACAUUGUCGUUGAACGGUUGGAGAAGUUGGUUUCCUACGAUUAUUUUACUGUGUUGGACCUCAGCAACAUCGAUAUGAGCAAUUCGUCCAAAAGUACCAAAAACGAGAGCAAUGCAAACCUCGAUGCUCUCGUCAAAGCAAUCGGAAUCGCAAAAACACUCAAGGCGGUUGUUUUGGAAAAAUGCGGACUCGGAGACGAGGGCCUCGAGAAACUUGCUGGUGGACUCGAGCAACAAAUCGUGACGACGUCGUUGCACAAAAGCAAGAGUGCCGAUGCCGGCGACGUGCUGCUUCCGAGCAUCCUGCGGUUGCGGGGAAACCGCAUCGGAAACAGGGGUGUCCAGGCACUUGAAUUUUUGUUCCGCUCCUCGUCGACCCUGAAGGAAGUGGACCUGAGCGACAAUCACAUCGGGAGCAAGGGUGCCUGCUCGUUGUUCGAAUCCCUCGCGCAAAAUCCAAACGGAAUCCCCCUGUCAGUGCUCAACCUUUCCCAAAACGAGAUCUGGGAGCUCUCGUCCCCCAUGGAGAACAACAAUGCGUCUACUUUUUUGUACACCAACUCGACACUGAAGGAACUCAACCUGGAUGGGAAUUUGUUGCACGACGGGGGUGCCGAAUUCAUUGCCCAAUCCAUACGAUCAAAUCGCAGAUGCGCUCUCAAGAGACUCCAUCUGGGCUGGAAUGCAAUCGGUGACGACGGCGUCCGGGCACUGGGCAAAGCUCUCGAAUCGAAUACGAGUCUCGAGGUCCUUGGACUGGCAGAAAACGAUAUCACAAACACCGGGGCAAGGGCCCUGCUAGCGGCAUUAGCUGUCAACACAAGCGUCAAAGAAAUUAGCGGCCUCUAUCACAACCCCAUCGAGCGCAAAUUCAUCAUCGUGGCCAUCAAACGAUUGUUGCACCGAAAGAGCAGCGUCAGGGGGGACAAGAACAAUACCGAUCCCGCCAGAUCAUUGGCAAAUUCUGAACACUCUGCGGCGGCCGCAGCUUCGACCAGAACGGGGGCUACGACGGCAGCCGACAACGAAGAUUACGAGGACAGCGAAGAAAUGAUUGUUCCACUCAAGCCAGCCGCGUCCAACAAAGCUGUUGUCGUCGUUGACGAUGGUUUUUCCCGUUUGCAACGGUCAUACGAAGAGACCGCCAGAUCAUCCCAGGGUGGAGACCAUCACACACAUGCGAGCACCGCAUCGCAUUCCGGUGGCAGUCUAGCAUUGGAGGCGAUCGAAAACUGGGACUGGGGUACGUUUGGAAUCGAGGAAAUCGAACGCAAAAUAUCGGGGGAUCUAGAUGACAAUAUCGAAGUCCAGGUGGACGGUUAUACCGAUCCGUCAUCGGCAAAGGAUUCCGCUCUGAGUAACUCAAAUACAAAGAGAGGACUUUC